Cotesia congregata is the source of this 1105-nucleotide messenger RNA. The record is from the annotation of a GenBank genome assembly. NCBI's taxonomy places the organism in Eukaryota, Metazoa, Arthropoda, Insecta, Hymenoptera, Braconidae.
CAACAAUUCAACAUGCUUAAAUAUUUGUUAAUUAUUGGCCUAUGUCAAUGUUUUAUCAACCUAACGUUUGCGGAAGACUAUAUCGGCUGCUUCAAGAGUCCUCCGGAGUCAGAAGAACCUCUUCUGGUAAUAACAAAUCCACGAGCUCCAGUAUUUUGUAUGAAAGAAUGCCUCAGUCGUUAUUACAUGUAUGCCGGGUUAAUGAAAGGUCAACAAUGCUACUGUAUGAGUACUUACGGACGUAAUGGACCAUCAAAUGGCUGCACCACACGUUGCAUCGACGAUGAAAAAUCACUAUGCGGAUCACACGAUUCUAUAAGUGUUUACAGCACUGGGCAAAAAGUCUCAAGCCCACCACGAAGGCUCAGGGUGAUAAACAACAAGUCAGAGUCACUUAAUAUCACAUGGCAACCACCAGACAUCUCCAAUGGUAACAUAACAUCUUACAUUGUCCGUGCAGUGGCACUUGAAACUCAUGCAUUUUAUCCACUUCAGCCUGUGCAAUUACAAGUGCAAGGUGAAUCAUCUGACAGUACUCUCCUAACUAAUUUGCAGCCUGGUACCAAGUACAAUAUCUCUGUAACAGCUGUCAAUACUAACGGUGAGAGCCACCCAAGUUAUACUAUUGACUGGACAUUAAUUGGUCCACCAGAAAAACCGGACAAGCCGAAAAUAAUUGAACAAAGCAGUUCUACGGUCGUUGUUGAAUUGACUGAAGGUAAAAGUCAGAACGGGCCGUUAAGUUCCUAUCAAGUUAUUAUUAUUCAUCCUGGAACUAUCCCGCCGAAACAAUCAGACAUUACUUAUCCGGAUUAUCAUACAGCUAUCAAAAAUGACUUGCCGUUUUAUAUCACCGGUGAAUUUAAUGCCAACGAGUAUUAUAAGUAUAAGCGAUUUAUUAUCGGGGAUGGUCAGAAAAUAGGCGGUUAUUACAACGCGCCGCUGCAGGAACCUUUUAAUAGACCACAAGUUGGAUUGGUGUUGGUAUCUCGGAUAGGAAACGAAAUAAAAUACAGUCAUUCUGAUUUUGCAGAAUACAUUGAGCGUUGUCCCUGUCACUGUCAUCACAGAGCCUUACAUUCCAGAACUGGAAUUGAAUAACUAA